Leucoraja erinaceus (little skate) is the source of this 5306-nucleotide messenger RNA. Its product is annotated as adenylate cyclase type 10-like. Gene Ontology annotation, molecular function: protein binding; adenylate cyclase activity. The coding region runs from base 26 to 5188 and encodes 1720 amino acids. Lineage: Eukaryota; Metazoa; Chordata; Chondrichthyes; Rajiformes; Rajidae. Gene Ontology annotation, biological process: intracellular signal transduction; cyclic nucleotide biosynthetic process. The transcript is spliced from 33 exons. Gene Ontology annotation, cellular component: cytoplasm. The record is from RefSeq and is a predicted model, not a curated record.
AACCCUGGUGGGGCACUGGAGGGACAUGGAUUACGUCGCCAACAGGCAUGCCGUCAGCUUCGUCCGCCCUCUCGCCCGGAUGAAGAUCAAACAGAGGUCCUUCUUCGCCGGCACCUACAAGAUCUGCAAGCUGGCCGCUAACGUGCCGGACUUGGUGGUGUAUGAGGGGGUGGAUAGACCCAUCCCCGACGUCGAGCAUUUCCAUGGAGUCCUUCUCUUUGCUGACAUCUCAGGGUUUACCAGCCUGACGGAGACCUACACCAAGAACAGUAAGAAAGGCAGUGGAGCCGACCACCUCACCCGCACGCUCAACGGCUAUAUCACCGACAUCGUGGACCAUAUUCUUCGAGCAGGGGGAGACAUUGUGAACUACGCAGGUGAUGCAAUGUUGGCAUUGUGGAGAGAACACAGGAAAGAGCUGAGUGAGGUGCUCUCCUUGGCUGUGAAAUGCAGCCUGAAUAUACAGGACAAAUGCGACAACAGGGAAACGGAAGUGGGGGUGAAGCUCAGAGUAAAAAUAGGUAUUUCAGCAGGGAAGCUUUCCAAAGUGGUGAUGGGAGACGAGGAUUCCCGUUACUAUGCAUUAAUAGGGCGAGCAAUCGAUGAAGUUCGUAAAGCUGAAGGACUUGCUUCAGCCAAUACUGUGAUUUUAUCCCCAAAUGCCUGGGAGCUGUGUGACCGAUCCAAUAUUGUCGUUGAGAAGAUCGAGAAUGAAAGAGCUGUAAAAGUGCGUUAUAUAAAGAGAGAUCCUCGCUUUUCAGUUGAUGCGUACGUGAGAAAAUGUGGGACCCACUUGGAAUAUCAAGAAGUUGGUGUCAGUAAAAAGGCAAUAAGGAAAACAUCAAGAUUACUGCCAAAUGCACAGCUCGAAUCUGUGCUACGUAAAUAUCUACUGAAAACAGUUUUACUUAAGAUUGAUGAUGCUGUACCGCUGGAUUAUUUGUCUGAAAUGCGACCUGCAACGGUGGUGUUUGUGAACCUGCAGUUUGUGGAAAAUGCAACCAUGUACCAUCAAUGCCAAUCCAUUCAGGCUUGCUGUGUUGGAAUCAACAACGAAUUCAGAAACUAUCAGGGGAGGAUAAAUAAAGUCUUUAUGUUUGACAAAGGAUGUACAUUUCUUUGUGCUUUUGGUCUUCCUGGUGACAAAGGAGAAGAUGAAUGUGGAAAUGCUUUACAGUGUGCCCACAACGUCCAUGAGUUCUGCAAUAAAUUGCGAUACGUCAGUGUAGCUUCAAUCGGAGUGGCCAGUGGCCCUUUAUUCUGUGGAGUCGUUGGGCAUCCUCUACGCCAUGAGUACACAGUGAUUGGUCGGAAAGUGAAUCUGGCUGCACGCUUGAUGAUGACUUAUCCAGGAAUGGUCUCCUGUGAUGAAGAGACUCACUACCAUGCCAAGAUGCCUUCUUCCUACUUCAUUGAACUUCCCAAGCGAGCUAUGAAAGGCGUAGCUAACCCAGGCACUAUCUACCAGUACCUGUCCAAGAAACAUCAGAAAAUACUUGGAAAACCUCGAAUCUCCGUUGAAAAAGAUGAAGAUUAUCCUCUUUUGGGCCGAGAGAAGGAGAUGAGAAUUUUCCACAAGGCCAUGACAAAGUUUGUAGUAGCAAAGGCCCAGCAAUCCAUGGACUGUUGCCAGGUGAUCAUGUAUGAGGGAACCGUCGGCUAUGGCAAAAGCCGACUCCUCGCCGAAAUCAUCCGUACAUCACUAGCAGACGACGUGAGGGUGUUACCAUAUGAAUUGGGGAAAAUGGACAUUACUGAGCCCUAUUAUACUAUUCAAACCAUGAUGGCAUUACUACUGCAGGUGAACCACUGUAAAAGUUAUGCGGAGCGAGAAAGAGUUUUAUUGGGCAAGAUUACAAAGCCAGACUUGGUGGAAGAUUUAUGUCUCUUAAAUGAUCUACUUUUUGUGAAGUUUCCAAUUUCUGAAAGAGUAUCUCUCAUGGAUAGUAGAACCAAGCACAGGACAUUUCGAAAUUACGUGAUUUCUGUAAUCAAACAGAACGUUAUAAGUGAAACGGUGUUGCUGGUCAUCGAUCAAGUCCAAUAUAUUGACACGCCUUCAUGGGAGCUUAUCCUGCAGAUGCGUGCAUCACUCCCGCUGUUUAUGGUGAUGGCGUUGCGACCAUUUACAGUGGAGAAGCCGCCGUGCCAAGCCGCGAUCAUGGUCAUGAGGAGCCAGAGAACAUCUUACGUGAAGCUGUCUGGCUUGGAUCCAAGUAUAAUCCGCCCACUUGCCUGCCAGAUCCUGGGCGUGAUUAGUAUCCCACGAGAGUUGGAAAUGUUGCUGAUGGAACGUAGUUACGGAGUGCCUUACUACUGUGAAGAGAUACUCAGGAGUCUGUAUUACAGUGACCUCAUCGUGUUGGAACCCCUAGAGGAAGAGGAUGAGGAUGAGAGUGACAUUGUACUGUCUAAUGCCAGAACUAAGUUGCUCAUGCAGCGUGAAUCCACCUUCGGACAACCCCGAGCAGCAGGGGGGGUGGAGACACAAAAGUGCCGAAAGGUGAUAGCGCUGGAUCAGAACGCAAAGGCCGACAAUCAACAGUUUAUAUGCAGUAUCGGAGAAACCGUGAACCUACAGGAAAUCACUAUUCCACUUACACUGAAAGGUAUAGCCUUAGCUCAACUUGAUAGGAUGAACACCACAGAACAGGUUGUUGUCAAGUGUGCCUCGAUCAUUGGGCACACUUUCACCACCAAAAUGCUUCGGUACAUCUUACCCGAAGGCGCUGAGCAAAAGCUGAAUCAAUCCCUUAUAUCCCUGGUGAAGUCUCGGACGUUCGAAUGUGCGUCGAGGAAUGAAAGAAGCUUUUUUGCACCCAUGGAAGGGAGUGAGGAAACCCAUCUCCCCCGCUGCUUCUGUACCCACAGCGGAGACUCCGAAGAACAUAUACACGAGGACGAUGAUGAAAGAGACACACGAGACAAAACGGUGGUUUUGAAGUGUAAAGUGAUGCGCUUCUGUAUUGCUCUUGUGCACGAAACAGCCAACGAUCUGUGGCUAAAGGAGCAGAAGAGGUCCCUUCACCUGAAGUGCACCAGGUUCCUGGAGAACGCAGCCCGCAGGUGCCGUACUUGUGGAGACGGUGACUUCAUUUACGAUCAUCGGACCAUGGUAAAGUUUGGCGUUACAGAGAGCGAGAGCAACAUACAGAGGCGCAGGGAUUUGUACACCACUCUGAGCCAUGCCAAUGUUGGAGGCUAUUCCACAGAUAAAGGCAGUGAGGAAGAUCUUCCAUCAAGGCUCGGAAAUCCAAGUCUGUCAUCCAGCGCGUAUCCAGUAGAUACAUCAACUAGUCAAUCCUCAGUUGCUCCCGUCAAAUAUAGCGAACAAGGUCCUGUGAUCACAAGCAUGCACGUACCAGCCGGAAGCGACGACUCUGAAUUUAUUGAAAGGAUAGACAAGUUGCUCAAAGAUUGUGAAGAAUUCACAUACCUGUUUGGCAAGAGUUGCGAUUGUAAACCAAUAUUGGAUUCUGUUUAUUGUCCUCUCGUUCGCCACUGGAUGGGAACUGGAAAUGUGGCAAAGACAUUUUUCUAUCUGUUGGAAACUGCUGCAGCAGCGUUGCACGUGUCCAAUAACCUGAUGGCUCUGUCUUAUCUAACGGAAGCAGAAAAUAUGUUGAAUUUAAUACACAGAGGCAAACCAGCUUUUGAAUAUGCCGACACCUCAAAGACUGUUAAAAUCCUUUCUUUCGAACGAGCUUGUGUAUUUAUUCUCAAAGGAGAGGUGCAUUUUAAGACUGGCCAUUUGGAAGAAGCUGAGAAACAUUUCAAGAAAGGCUUAAAGUUACUGAACAAGAAGUUUCCAAAUUUCUCUCUGUCGCAAUUAAUUAGAUAUGCAGUUGAAAACUACAAGCAGGCACAGAGACACCGGGACAGAGAGAUCUUAACAGACUUGGCUGAGGACAGAGUCGCACCCGUUAAUUAUCAGCAGAUCCACUGCCUGUCCUACCUAUGGCAAACCUUUUGUCUCAAAAGGAACAAUACGUGCAAGUUGCCCGCUUUGCUGACUAUAGCAAUGGAAAUUAACUGCGCUGAAGUCUCCAACAAUGGAUUGAAGAUAAUAGCUGCUUACAUAGAUGCCUUCCGCUGCUAUCAAUUCAUGGGUUUCAGAGAUAGGAGCAUGAGAAUGGAAAUGUUAGUUCUACAGAAGUGUUUGGCUCUGAACAAGAAUCAGGAUGGAAUGCAAAUGAUUGGCCGUUUAGUAUGUGCCCUUUCUGAAAUAAAACUCUGUGGUGGACAGCUUGCUGAAUGUAUUGAAUACGGACGCCAGGCGCAUAAAAUUGCUGGACUGUUAAAUAAGCCCAAUAUGGAUGUUUACAUCAUUCCUAUUCUGACCAAAGCCUUGCUUCUGACAGGCCGACUCUCAGACUAUGUUGAACUCAUGGCAUUUUUGAAAGACUUUGCAGUUUCACGACACAAUGUGCUGGGACAAGCUUCAUUCUAUGCAGCUUGCCUGGAUUUUUCACUCCAGCAAGGUUUAGCACUAAGGCCGUUUGAAGAAUGCCUUCUUUUUGUUAAUGGAAUCAUUGAUGAUCCCUUAAUAAAGUCGGAAAAAAAUAUAAUGCUGGCUCUCCACUCAUCAGUGGCCCUCUGGUAUCUAAGGUUGUCACAUUGGAGGAAGGCUAUUCCGUCUUUUAAAAGCGCAAAAAAAUUGGCGGCUCACACGAAUGCUUCACUGAUCUCCAUGUACGGUUAUUCCAAGUUUUUGGAGUGUCAGAUAUUGGUGUUUAGAAAGGCGUUGCUGGAAAGGCAAGAAACUGUCAUGGAAGUUUACCAGCAAACUAAAGAGCACCUCCGUGACUUCAGACGAAGGUGUGACACCUCACCGGUAUUUUAUCCACGACUCUUGCAUCUCAAAGCUUACUGCCGCAUGUUGGCCGGACAGAUAGGAACUGCGAGCCAUUUGUUGGAUCGUGCGUUGAUUUUCAGCAAGUUGCACGGAAACAUACUGGAGGAACAGUGGGUAAACGAAAGCAAAAUUUCGUGGUUUAAUGAAGAUGAAGACAAUGAGCUAGAAAACAUGUGGGUGAAAAAUGCAGAGAACAUGCCAACCUGGGAGGAAGCAGCAAACCAGGAACCCGCCCGCUUCUUACUACAGCCAUUGAGCAGCUUACCGCCGGUCGAUUUCGAGGACCAGUCAGACGACAAGUCAGAGAGUGAUUUAGUCUGCAUCCCUUACUAAGCCAGCUUGGCACUCCCAGGCCUCCUGCAGCCUCACCUGCCCCCGGCACCUCAAGCAAUCGUUGCUCUCCGAUGUUUUCAUUCCAUUGAUGUUCGUUCCUCAAAAUAAAAUGGAUUAA